GGAGGUUUGUUUGCAGCGCAGCUCACACCCAGCUGCCUGCCCCUGAGGAAUGCUUGGCGUGGUUCAGGAUCUGGCCCCGUGGCGCUGGCAAAUACGUGGAGCGCGGCUGCGUCGGCUCACAGCGGCCUAUGGAGGAGCGAAAUGCUGGAUGGAGGAGGGCACAAAUACCCCAAUUUAUGCAAGAAUGGGCUGGGGUGAAGGCUUUCCCCUUCCCCAGGUGCAGGGGGAGUUAUUAGGAUUUUAUAGGAGCAGGAUCUGGGAAGGAGAAGCUCAGACUGAGCGAGGAAGGGAGUGUUGGUGCGGUGCUGCAGCGAGGCGGGUGGCCGGGGCUGGGAUUUCCUGCCUGCAGGAAGAGAUUGGCUUUGGAGCCACUAAUUUUGCACCGAGCGGUGUGAAGGAAGCUGAAUCGGGAGACUGAAAUGGGAGGAAAAGGCCACAAUCGUACCAGAAGGCAAUGAAAGCAGUAGAGGGGACUGAAAUCAGAGCCGGCCGCGCUGGCAGGACGGGUUGGAUCAGCGUGGGAUGGCAUUGCUGCCACAGCUUGAGAGAGCAGAGGGUUAAACAAACAAAGCGUGGCCUGAAAUGCUGAGGCUGCCUGUGUUUGUUUGAUUCUGCUGCCUCCGUGUCCAGAUCCUUCGUGGGAGGGGAGGGUUCUUCCUUCAGCUCUGACUGACAAACAAACAGAACUGGUUUUUCCUCCGCUGAGAUGGCAGGGCUGGAUGUGGGAGAUGCACUCUGCUGGUUCGUCCCUGCAAAGCAGCUGGUGCUCACCAGACCCUCCUGUCCCUCCUCGCCUUUCCUGGAUCUUCUGAGCGCUUUUUCCUCUCAAUGUGCUGAAACCCAAAUUGUUUCUACAGUGAAAAUGCCGACCUCUGCGCUGGUGUGGUUUUGGGGAAGCCCAGAGCAUCCAAGUGCAGCGUCGGGAUGCGCUGCCAGCCGAUCCCAGCAGCAGAUCCUGGCAGCAAGAAGCUGCAGCCCAGCAGUAGGAGCUGCCCUCAGCUUCCACCAGCAGCGCCUGGCUGGGAGCCCUUUGCCCGUCCCUGUGCUCGGUGCUGGAGGUGCGAGGACAGCGCAGCCACGUGGGGCUUUGCUCCUUGCACUGCACUGCAGAGCUUUGAGCUGCACGAGGAUGUGGCUGUGCUCCGGGUGCUGGGGAUCACGGCCUGGAUUGAAGGAAAACAAGCAAAUCGGGGCUGGCUUUACGGUGCUGGGACACUUGUCCUGGUGUUUGGCUCUGGCUGGUGCUGUGAGCUGCAUCCAGGGAAAACGCAGAGUUUAAGGCCGUUGGCAGUUUGAGGGCUGCAUUAGCAGCAGUCUGAGUGUCCAUCCUUUCCCCUUGGCUCUCUGUGGUGUUUUCACAGUGGUCUGGUGGGUCCAAUCUUGUCCUGUUCCUCUUUGCAGAGUCGGUGUAAGCAGGAGAGGCCAGCAGCCAGGCAGAGCAUGCCACCGAGCGCACAGCAAAGGAAUAGAGAAAACCUGGUAGGGUUUUCUCCCCUGACUUAGGUCUUGUGCUGCACUUGGCACCGAGGACUUGCUCUGAGCAUCCUGUAUCCGUGCUCAGUACGGUCCAAUAUCAGGUGAUGAGGGCACCAGUGCUGCUGGUCACGCUGUCCUUGUUCCCUCAGGCUGAGCUCUGGAGGAGCUGGAGCACAGCUGUGAUCAGGGCUGAGCUCGCAUCAACUUCAGUGCGUGCCCUGCUGCGGCUCUCCGUAGAGCUGUUGAUUUUGGGAAAGGUUUGCCAGGACUCUGAGCUCCUACUGAGCAGCAUCAACGUUGUACCUCAGAGCCUGGAAGGAUGCGGGCGUUCCGCUGGUGUAAACAAGCCCCCAUUGUGCAAAGCUGUGGUGUUUACACCAGGAGAAACGGCUCUGGGGUCCGCCUUGGGGCCAGGCUUCCUCUGCAGCUUUGUUCUGUGCUUGCCUUGGGGCUGGGGCCCUGCUGCCCCACGCAGGUGCUCAUCGUUUCCAACCUUGUGGUUCUAUGAUCUCCCCCAGGCCUUCGGGGGCAGCUGCUGGACCCCCCUGAGCCCAGAGGCAGCCACGGGGUUUGGUGGGCGCUCCUCCAUCCAUCGCCACUGCGCGGCCUUGGUUUCUGAGGAGCUAUUUGCGCUGCAUUCCGCGGUGCUGCUGAGGGCACAAGCAUUUCUUGACCUUCAAACACAUUCCUACCACGUACCGUGGGAUGAGUCCACCUCCAAUUGCUGCUGGUCCGUCUGCUCCUUGUCCCGUCUGUGCCAUGUCAGCAGCGCUCAGCUCGGAGCUGUGGCUGCAGAGCCACAGGAGCGCAGCUCUGAAUCUGGGGGGAUCCCUGAGCGUUGAGCUCAGCUGGAAGGAUCCCCCCCCCAUCCCCCAGCCACAGCUUUCUGCACCAACCAUACAAUUUCUGGGCUCCUCCUCGUGGCCGUCUUCACCCCAGGAUACCAUGAAAUGCAUUCGGCUGUGGCUGGUCUCCAUCAGAACUGCUGUGCCAGGAAUGAGCAGCACUUCUUGGAGUUCUCUUGCUUUUGCCGAUGGUUUUUGAAAAUCAAAUCGAAAGAAGCUCUCCCUGCAGUGUUCACCACUGAGAUGAAGGAGUGCUGAGAUCUGUGAGCAGCACAGACUGUAGCUGAGUGGUGGCUGCUUGGUCUCUUUUCUGGGCACAGCUCUGCGGAGGAAAGCCAUGCAACUGUCAGGCCUUGAGUUUGGUACCACGCCGGUCACAUUGCUAAGCUUGGUUUCAGCAGCCUUGGUAGAUGUUUAAAUGCCUGAGCGAACAGUGUUUUCCUGCUAGGACAGCACACCUGCAUGCCCAGCUCUUUGCAGGCCAACCUGUUUCACUCAGAAGCUUUUCCAGCUCCUGAAAUGCUGCCUGGAGAACCUGCCCUGCUCACGGCUGCAGUUCUGGAUGGCUCUGUGGCUGCAGUGCCUCCAAGAAGCAGCACCAGUUUUGCAGCCUGCAAAGCCCCGACACAGGAAGGGUGAAAGCUCGUGUGUGUGGGCAGAGUAAAGCCAGGGAAGCUGGCCAAGGCCACGGGCUGGUGGCCAGGGUGAGCCUUGAGCCCUGGCUUUGCUCAGGCUUGCCCCUUCUUGGAGCUCCACGUUGUGCCCUGGGCUCCGUGCCCGUGGGAUGGGCAGAGAGCUGCUCCAGUUUGGGGAGCAUCAGGGCACAGAUUGUCUGCUAUUCCUCACCGCUGGAGAGUGGAAGAGGGCAGGAUCCUGGUGAGCAAUUGGUAACGUGGGGCAGCUCAGGGGCUCGUGGCCGUUGCCUGGGUGUCACAGGGCUGCCUGGGCUCACGCUUGCUGCCAGGCUGCUCCUCGCUUUGCACUUUGAGGUCUGGAGAAGACUCCAGCCUGUGUAAUUGUGGGAGGCUUCUGCUGUGAUUUUAAAUUCGGAAGCCUUGCAUCAAAGCUGGCUGAGCAAAGGGAGAGGAGGGAAGGCGCUGCAACUGCAGCAACGUGCCUGCAAGAGCGGGGCUCAGGAGGCAAAUGAUGUCCUGGAUGCGGAGCGGCCCAGGUGCAAGCUGCACAGGAUUGCCACAGGCAGGAAGUCAGGUGUGGCCAAACCAAUGCUCCUCAGCUCAGCACAGGACGGCAGCCCUCAGCUUGCAUCAUCACAGUGCUGGCAGUGGGAGGAGGAGCCGAGUCCGUCGUCUGGGCACACAGGGACAGAGGGACGUGGGCUGAGGCUGAGGCCAGCAUUUCUUCUGUGCUGUACGGAGCCCUCGACCGCCCCGGUUACCAUUGCUGCUGUGCCAUUGCAUCACUUACAGGUAGAGACAGAGCGGGCUGAGGCUGUGAGCAGGGAAAGCUCCUCAAGGCUUUUAGUCUAGAGCCCAAAUGCAGCUUGAAAUAAAAACCAACAGCCAAAAUGGGGGAUGAGCAGCUGACAAAGGGAGCAGCGCACCCGGUGUGAGGGCUGGGCCGGAUCGAGGUGUUUCCUUCUUGGCAAGCGAUGCUUUCCCCGGAGAGCGCGGUCUGCUAAGCGCUCCAACCAUGUUCAGCAAGAAGAAGAAACGCAUUGAGAUCUCGGCGCCCUCCAACUUCGAGCACCGCGUCCACACCGGCUACGACCAGCAGGAGCAGAAGUUCACAGGGCUGCCGCGGCAAUGGCAGGGCAUCAUCGAGGAGUCCGCCAAGAGGCCCAAGCCCCUGGUGGACCCCGUGUGUAUCACAGCCAUCCAGCACGGCUCACAGAAGACCAUCGUACGGGGCACCAAAGCCGCCAAGGACGGCUCGCUGACCUGGCUGCUGGAUGAAUUUGAGAACAUGUCCGUGUCCCGUUCCAAUUCUCUGCGCAGGGACAGCCCCCCUUUCCCACCCCGGCGUGACCAGCUCUGCCAGGAGAACGGCCUUACCGAGGAUUUUGGCCGCAGCAAGGACAAGAGCUGCCCCGCACCCCGUGGCGAGCCGGACCGGGGCAAGGAGCGACCCCGCGAGCGGGACCCGCAGCGGCCCCGAGGCCAGGAGCCCGGCCCCAGAACCGGCGGUCGCCCACCCCCUCCCGAGUACCCCAAGCCCCCCCCUGAACGGGACGGCCCCGCCGACAGGGACUGCGGCGAGCGGGACGAGCGCGUGGUGCGACGGGAGCGCGCCGAGCCCUGCGACAAGCGGCCCAAAUCCACCUACGGCAACGGCAGCAGCCCUCAGUCCCCCCGUGACAAACGCCCGCUCUCCGGGCCCAAUAUCCGGACUCCCAACAUCCCCGUGUCCGAAGGGGUGAUGAAGACUGCCCAGCAGACGGGACGACCCUUUAAUACCUACCCACGGGCUGAGACCGACCCCGUCCGGGGCGCAGGUGCACAGGCUGAACCCCGGCCGGGCCGGCCUCAGGAGGCAGCACCCAACGGGCCAGCAAGCAGCGCCGCCGGCUCCUCCCGAGCCCAGCCCCCCGGCCCACCCCGCUCCAAGGUCCCUGAGCCCCCCGCUGGCCUCACCCCACACGCCUCCGAACCCCACCUGGCCCGUCCUCCACAGCCCGGCCCCCCACCCCCUGCUGUCGGCCCCCAGCAGCCCCGCUCACCCCAGCGAGAGCCCCAACGCGUCUCCCACGAACAAUUCCGGGCAGCUCUGCAGAUGGUGGUGGAUCCGGGAGACCCACGCACCUAUCUGGACAACUUCAUCAAAAUAGGGGAGGGAUCCACCGGCAUCGUUUGCAUCGCCACGGUGAAGAGCAGCGGCAAGCUGGUGGCUGUCAAGAAGAUGGACCUGCGCAAGCAGCAGCGGCGCGAGCUGCUCUUCAAUGAGGUGGUGAUCAUGCGGGACUACCAGCACGAGAACGUGGUGGAGAUGUACAACAGCUACCUGGUGGGCGACGAGCUGUGGGUGGUGAUGGAGUUCCUGGAGGGCGGCGCGCUGACCGACAUCGUGACGCACACCCGGAUGAAUGAGGAGCAGAUCGCAGCUGUCUGCCUGGCCGUGCUGAAGGCCUUGUCUGUGCUGCACACGCAGGGCGUCAUCCACCGCGACAUCAAGAGUGACUCCAUCCUGCUGACGCACGACGGCAGAGUGAAACUCUCUGAUUUUGGGUUUUGUGCCCAAGUGAACAAGGAGGUGCCGCGGCGGAAGUCGCUGGUGGGGACCCCAUAUUGGAUGGCACCGGAGCUCAUCUCUCGCUUGCCCUACGGCCCAGAGGUGGAUAUCUGGUCCCUGGGUGUGAUGGUGAUCGAGAUGGUCGAUGGGGAGCCGCCGUAUUUUAACGAGCCGCCGUUAAAGGCCAUGAAAAUGAUCCGAGACAAUCUGCCCCCCAAACUGAAAAACGUGCACAAGGUCUCCCCCUCUCUCAAGGGCUUCCUGGACCGCAUGCUGGUGCGGGACCCGGUGCAGCGGGCCACGGCCAACGAACUCUUGAAGCACCCCUUCCUGGGCAAGGCGGGCCCCCCCUCCUGCAUCGUGCCCCUCAUGCGCCAGAACCGCAUGCGGUGAGGAGCCCCGCCGCCGUCCUCGCCGUCGCCUCUUAACUGGAUUUGUGACUGUGCCGCUACUGUGGGGGCACUGGGGGGGUCCUGGCCCCCCCACGCCGUACUACUGAGUCAGGAGCUGGCAGGGGACGGCGGUGCGGCCGCGCGAUGGCACCGGCCCUGUCCCCGAUCCUUCCCUGCAGAGGCUUGGGGACCGGGGCUUUAUCCUGACUGCUCGGGAUCUGCUGUUACGGCCACCCUGGGAUCCCUUUGGGCCAUCUCAACUCAGUCCCCAUAUUUCCCCCCCCCCCCCCCCAUUUUUUGUUUUGUUUUCCCCUCUUCAAUCUUUUUCUAUCCUUUUCUGGCCCUGUGCCCUGCAGGAGAGCCGUGUCCAGUUCCCCCCCAACCCCAACACUACAGCCCCACGGCCACACUACUGGUCCGGGGGGC
This is a messenger RNA of Lagopus leucura (white-tailed ptarmigan), 6325 nucleotides long. RefSeq names its product p21 (RAC1) activated kinase 4 (gene PAK4). The coding region runs from base 3972 to 5900 and encodes 642 amino acids. Gene Ontology annotation, molecular function: ATP binding; protein serine/threonine kinase activity. The record is from RefSeq and is a predicted model, not a curated record. Gene Ontology annotation, cellular component: cytoplasm. NCBI's taxonomy places the organism in Eukaryota, Metazoa, Chordata, Aves, Galliformes, Phasianidae. The transcript has 9 exons. Gene Ontology annotation, biological process: protein phosphorylation; intracellular signal transduction; regulation of MAPK cascade.